AUGAAUCAGCAACAGCAACAACAAAAACAACAACAACAACGCAUGACAGUAUCGGAACGACGUGCUACAUACCCACUCCAACGCCGAUUAAAGAUCUACAGCCCUGACACCAUGGCACGGCAGUUGAACCAAGAAAAAGCACAAAAAAAGUUGGUUGUGAAUGGAGUCAACAUUUUAAACAAGUCGUGCCUUGACAAGGAUAUCAUCAUGGAUCGGAUAAAACAACGUCGAGAAACCCACAAUCUUGUAGAACGGCGGAGGAGAGACAUGCUUAAUGGAUUGAUCAAUGAACUUGCCCAAGCGAUUCCGUCAAAUGCAACAUGUGAAACCGAGAAAUGCCAUCGUGCACAGGUCCUUCGACAAGCAAUCGAUUACAUCCAUUCCAUACAGCGCGAAAAUGAAAUCAUGCGUGCCCAAUUGCAACAACAGCAAAGCAUCGACACAUCGAUCCCACCACCAUUAUCAUCCUCAUCGUCUUCAUCGACCGUGUCAAAUAAUCCAUCACCAACACAAGAUUGA
Messenger RNA from Lichtheimia ornata, 519 nucleotides. RefSeq lists its product as uncharacterized. Gene Ontology annotation, biological process: positive regulation of transcription by RNA polymerase II. Gene Ontology annotation, cellular component: RNA polymerase II transcription regulator complex. The transcript is spliced from 2 exons. NCBI's taxonomy places the organism in Eukaryota, Fungi, Mucoromycota, Mucoromycetes, Mucorales, Lichtheimiaceae. The record is from RefSeq and is a predicted model, not a curated record. Gene Ontology annotation, molecular function: DNA-binding transcription factor activity; protein dimerization activity. Bases 1 to 519 code for a protein of 172 amino acids.